Striga asiatica is the source of this 675-nucleotide messenger RNA. The record is from the annotation of a GenBank genome assembly. NCBI's taxonomy places the organism in Eukaryota, Viridiplantae, Streptophyta, Magnoliopsida, Lamiales, Orobanchaceae.
AUGACAAGGCUAAGGGUACUACCUUGGCAUGUAUUCCUCGGUUUAUACACUUAUGGUCUGGCUGUGGCAACUGCCGAGACAGGGCUUCUUGAAAAGUUGACAUUCUUACAAGCCAGAGUGAUGGCGAAAAGGGGUCCAGGAGAACACAAGGCGGCGGCGGUGUCCGGCUGCCGAUCUCGGAUGGCAAAGGCGCAACCGGUAUCUAGGGUUCGAUUGCACCGAAUGCGUCCGGCAAUUACUGCUGGACGCGCGCACCGCGUGCGUUUUGUCCGUCCGACUGCUGGUAGACCUGCGCUACGAGCCACCGAUGAAGAGGUUGCCGAGAUGUUAGGUUCUGGACCCCGACACACGAGUAGUCGGUGUGUAAAUGCUUCCGUUCGUCGUGCUAGAGAUGUGGAGUUGAUACAGCAGGCUUGCAUGAGACAGACUGGUCGCACGGACCAGGUUGGCAGUUUGAGAGUCCCCGCUCCGGUUCAGCAGCACCGUUUAUUGGUGGCUGACGGUUCGGUACCGACUGGUCAGCAGGUUUAUGAGUCGACAUCUUCGACUGAGGCUGAGGACGAUGACUAUGACUCUCCUCCCCCACAGGUUUCUGCACGCCGUGUUCUCCACGACAGGCUAGGGGUACUAGCAAACGAUCUAGGAGCGAGGAUGCCUGGAUCGUUAGAGCCCUAG